ACACAUGUGCUGUUUCCUUUUCCAGUUGUAAAGGGGUCAGGAGCCAGGCAAGGAGAGCGUGAACAAGAGCUGCAUUUUCCUGGGCUCUUCCAGCUGUUCUGUUCAAUCCCGCCGUCAGUUCUGAGCAGGGAAGAGAGACUGUCAACACAAAUAAGGCAUUUUUCAAAGGCGUAAAUUAUGAGUUACCAAAACAAUACGACAUCUCAACCACAUGGAGACAUUGAGAACUCCUCAGCUGGAGCAGAUGUGGCUGUUAUUGGAGGUGUGAUUGCUGCAGUGGUAUUUGUCCUCAUUUGCCUACUGGUUGUGAUGGUCCGGUACAUGUACAGGCAUAAGGGCACCUACCACACCAAUGAGGCAAAAGGAACUGAGUUUGCUGAAAGUGCUGAUGCUGCUUUGAAAAACGACCCUGCUCUCCAGGAAGCUGUGGAUGAGAGUAAAAAGGAAUAUUUCAUCUGAGAGGCAAGGAUUUCCAUGGAGACUUCCCCAAGGGAAUCAAUCAGAAAUACUACAGAAGUGCUAAGAGAUGGAUAAUAUGAGGAUACAGGCAAGCAUCCUAAUUGAAAAGUAUCUCUUUAUUUUGUCACUGGGUUGUUUCUUUUUCUCUGCCCAUGAAGAGCUAAAUGCCAGAUACUUGCCUGUUGAUUUUAUUAGCAACACAGCUGGUCACAGUUGAAAUCAAUAUCAGAUAAGAAGAAACAAAAUCUCAGUAUGAGUGAUACACCAAAACCAGAUAACGAUAGCAAAUGUCAAGCCUUGACAUUUGGUGAAAAUAGCAGAUGCCAAUGGAAAACAUCCUCUUGGAGUUAAUGAUGCAUCCGAUGCUGAUAUUAUACAGAACUACCUGAAACUGAAUUUCAAAUGGUCACAGAAAAAACAUUCAACUAGAUAAAGCUGAGGUAGCUGGAACAAAUAAGCUUUGUUGUCCAGAUAUUUCCCCCCUUCUCUAAAAGUACAAUUUUAUUGGCACAGGGGAGUUUGUUUGUUGGGAAUUUAGACUGGGACUUUUCUUUUUUGAAUUUUUAGAAUUUUAAAAUCAUAAAAGUCAAAGAGACUUCAAAGAAACAAAAUUGUUGAAAACCAUGGAAAAUGUAAGAAUGAAAGAUUUUUUUUCUAAUUUGCCCUGCAUGGUAGCUUGAGAACUGCAAAAUGUUGGAUUUUACACUGUAGAAUAUAAUAGUCAGUAGACUUGCAAAUAUAAUUCCAAUUAGUUGGUAGAUUCCCUGCAUGCAUGCAUAGAUAGAUGGGUAUUAAAAGGUAAAGCAUCUUGGUUUGAGCAGGCCUUUUGAAACAGUGGAGCUCAGCUAGAUUUUUUUCAAGUUAAGAUAUUUUUUCCCCAAGUAUUUAUUUAUUUUGCAUUGAAAAAUUCUCUCAGAAACCCGCUUGCAAGAUUUUGGAUUUCUGCAAGAAGAGGAAUUCUGUUCUGGUGCAUAUACUGAUAAAUCUUUUGUAAAUGCAACCAUAAGACUGUCACUAAAAAGAAGCUUGUUCAUCUGAAUGCCACUGGCUUGUAUUGAUGUCUCCAUCCGUAUGGACUCUGUAUAUCCUUUGCAUUGUCCUAGAUAAGAGAGUUACACUGACCAUCAAUGCUUUAAUAGAAAUAAAUAAAUAGAUUAGUCACAGUGGUUCACAUGAAAAGAUCUUAUUCCUUGCCUAAAAAUCAAUGGUGAUGAGUUUCUUUAACCCAGUAAGCUAGCUUCCUAAUUGAAGUCCACAAUUAGCUCCAGAAAUAGGAUAAUUGUUUUCUGCACCUGCUCAUCCCCAGCUGCAAUGGUGCCCUGGACUACUGAAAAUAGAGGGGAAGAAAUACAAGAUAACAAAUAAGGCACUGAUGAGCUCUGCUCAACUCAGUAUGUUUUUUCCUGUGUUUCGAUAUCUAUAUAUAAGUGUGUGUAUAUAUACACACACACACAUAUAAAGUCAUCUACAACUGCUUUCAAGACACACUCAUGGUCACUUCUUGGCACCAAAGCUUGAAAGCUCCUGGACUCCAGCAUACAUUAUCGAUGAUGGCCACAAAAAUGUUAUAGUGAAAAGACAUCAGCACAAGAAAAGACUGUGAUGACCCAAGUGGAGAACUGGGAUAUUUUCAUCUUUUCAAUUACAAAUGCAGUCUUUUCUCAGUACCUGAAGUAGAUGGACAUUGAAUUAUUCUUAAAAUACCAGUACCUUAGAUCUUUAAUCUCCAUGUGUUUGCAUUUUAACCAAAGAAUAUCAAAAUCCUGCCAAAUUUACUAAAUGCUUAAGAUAUUUUUUUCAUAACAUACUAUUGCAUAGCCACGUUCUAUUCUGUGGCUAGAGAAGUACAACAUGCAUGCAAUCCAGCACUAGUAGAGCUCAAAUAUUACUGUUUUCUUCUAGGAUACGUUACUGUUUUAAUCUUUUUACUGCUUUUGAAAAAGGAAUCUGCUUUUAUUUUUCUGGGACAAGUGUUGGAGAAAUUAACUCAUCUUAGCUGUAAGACUGAGUUUGUAAAACUGAAGAUUCCUGACCCUCCAGCUCAAUAAGAAUGUAAGUAUUGCCACUGAGGGGAGGGUAAAUAGGGUGACGAGCUCUGCUGCAUCUCUCACACAAGCCAUGGGAACACCAAAAAUCUUUCUUCAAGUGCUAUCAGGACCUAUAAAAGACUGCCAACCUUUCAUCACCUUCUGUACACUUUCAUCUACCCAGAACUGCCUGAUGUAGGUUUGGCUGUUGAAGAAAAUUGACUUCAGAGCAAGGUGUGAGGGUCAUGAGGAAUAAAUUCCAGUUUCCCUCCCCA
This is a messenger RNA of Oxyura jamaicensis (ruddy duck), 2761 nucleotides long. It is a transcript of the gene GYPC, whose product is annotated as glycophorin C (Gerbich blood group). The transcript is spliced from 3 exons. Gene Ontology annotation, cellular component: cortical cytoskeleton; membrane. Bases 178 to 459 code for a protein of 93 amino acids. The record is from RefSeq and is a predicted model, not a curated record. Lineage: Eukaryota; Metazoa; Chordata; Aves; Anseriformes; Anatidae.